AUGUCAAAUCAAAUUGAUAAAUCAAUUACGUUAAAUACGAGAUCUGAUUCAGGAACGAAUUUUGGAUCUGCAAAAUCUUUCUCCGUUUUGAAUGGCAACGGUAAUAGUAACGGUAAAAGACUAUCUUUGACUGGAUUGAUCAAUUUAUCUAUUAAUAUACCAUCUCCACCUAUAAAACUAAAAGCUCUAGCUAGGAAAUUAUCACCUUCUUCUCGAAACCCAUCCUUGUCCAGAAAAUCGAGUCCAGCUUCAACCAUCCUCACGUCUCCUAUUAAUCCUGAAAACCGACAUACCCCUAAACAAUCCUGUACGAUGCCUACGAUUUCGCCAAUCAUCACAUCCGUCACUCAACCUCCUUCUUCAUUCUCUCGACGAAGUCCAUACAUCUCCCGAAAUUCUUCCUGCGCAGACGACCUCACUGCUCUCUCCGAGGUUGACGAAUCAAUCCAACAUGACUCCAUUCACGUCGAUACAUCUAUCAGUCCCAUCACGCCCAAAUCAUGCUCUGGAAUAUGGCUCUGUUCUAGGCCUUCACCAUCCCCAUCUACCAAAGGAGUGGACAGACCUGCCUACACUGCUCCAAGAUCAAGUCGAUCAGUCUCAAGAUGUAAGAAUAAGCCAUUGGUAGUUCGAUCCACGUCUACCGGGAGACUGGCAAGUGAAUUUGACGAGGAUGGAAGGGUCAUGUGUCUAUCAGGUCAUUCCGAUAGGGUUCUCAGACCAGUACCGGAUGCAUCUCGGCCACCAUCACUCACCAGUCAUUCUACUCCAGCAUUGAUAAGGGCUAAAUCAUAUCAAUCUUCUAAAUCAACUCCUACUUCUCCAAUUGAAAAGCCUUCCAUUCAUCCAGUUCGAACCAUAUCUGAGUUUGGAUCUCAGUCCUCAACUGAACGUUUGGUUGCUACUUCCUCUUUACUCUUGACAAGGACGAACUCCUUUGGUAGCUGGAGAAAGAAGGCUUGGCAAGUCGGCAAGAGUGUAAGAGUUUGA
Kwoniella shivajii is the source of this 990-nucleotide messenger RNA. RefSeq lists its product as uncharacterized. The transcript has a single exon. The record is from RefSeq and is a predicted model, not a curated record. Bases 1 to 990 code for a protein of 329 amino acids. NCBI's taxonomy places the organism in Eukaryota, Fungi, Basidiomycota, Tremellomycetes, Tremellales, Cryptococcaceae.